AUGAGCAGUGACGUGUCAAGCCCCAUUAGUGAAGUGCCUUUCGUUGAGAAAUUUCUCGGUGAAGUAGAAUGCGAGGAAUAUUUACCCACAUUUGAGAAAUUCCGUUUAUUUGAUGAGGAUAGGCUAUAUUACUUGGAUCGUGAGAUUCUAGAAGAACUUGGAGUGAAGAAGAUUGGUGAUAAGAUCAAGAUUUUGAAACAAUCUCGUCAGCUUAGAAGAGACGCUUCUGGGUUCAACCCCAAGAAAGAACUCGUCGAGAUCACCGCCAAAAUCAAUGCUUUGAAUUCAAAUCCACUGUCGAUUAAUGAGGAGUUGGUUACUGAUAAACACUCGGUGAUUUUCAUUUUGAACGAUGGGUCUGCAAAGAAAGUUAACGUUAACGGGUGUUUCAAUGCCCAUUCGAUCAAGAAGAAACUAAUCAAACGUUUACCAUCGGAAUUCAUCUCUAUUGAUCCUGUUACAAAGGAAGCCACUCAUUCGUCCCAAGAUUACGACGUGUUUGUGGUGGAUUAUGUGAAGAACGUGUUACAUUUGCUAUACGAUGUGGAACUAGUCACAAUUUGUCACUCAAGCGACCGCUUGGAGAAGAACAGGUUGAUAUUUGUAUCUAAGGAUCAGACUCCAAGCGAGAAAGCUAUCUUCACCUCGAAAAAAGUUUAUUUGAAGACAUUGAGUGUCAUGCAACAGAUGGGGUCUCAACCAGGAGCUGGAAGACCACUGUUAUCAGGACCUGGAACCAAUGCCUUGAGGAUUGAGAAUAGAAGCGAUAAUAUCCGAGAAAUCUUCACACAAAGACCUCCUACUGAGUUGAUUUCUACCAAUUUACCUGAAUACUUCCCACAUACAGACAUUAACAGGUUGAAGAAGACUUUAAGAAAUUCUAUGAGACAAUCAAUCCGUGCCAGUAUGAUUAGGGGGAAGAAUGGCUCACUAGUGUCGUUAGCAGGCUCUAACAAGAUCGGAGACAUCUUGGUUAAUCAAUCACACGCCGUCGACAGAGCAUUAUUGGAAAGUAUUCAAAAUGAUGGGAGCGCAUCCAAUUCUGCGGAUCAUGCCGUUCCUAUGCAUAAUACUUCAACAAAUGGGUCAGAUGCUUCUACUGCAUCCCUCACUCCCUUGAUGAAACGUACGUCGAUAUCCAGUAACAGUAGAAACAGCAAAUCUUCGGUACGUGGCAGAUCAGGGUCAGAAUCUGGUACCUCAGAAUCCAACGAUAAGAUCGAGUUGUACAGCACAGAUACCGAUACAGAAGGCGAAGAAGAUGAUGCAGAAGAUACUAUCUCGUUACCUACCAAAGUGGAGGCACCAAAAUCCUGGCUCAAAGGUGCUAGAAUCGGUUCUGGUAGUUUCGGUAGUGUUUAUUUGGGUAUGAAUGCGGAGACCGGUGAAUUGAUGGCCGUUAAGCAAGUCGAACUUAAACCAACUGCAGUGACCGCAGGCGUAGUGUCAAUUGCGGAUGAAUCAAAGAAAGCACAUAGUCCAGGAGGUGGAAACACUGCUGUCAAGAACACCUCUCAAAUUCACAGGAAGAUGAUUGAUGCUUUACAACACGAAAUGAACAUUUUGAAAGAGUUGCAUCAUGAAAAUAUCGUCACAUACUAUGGAUCAUCUCAAGAAGGUGGCAAUUUGAACAUUUUUCUUGAAUAUGUGCCUGGUGGUUCAGUAUCUUCCAUGUUAAACAACUACGGCCCUUUCGAUGAGCCAUUGGUAAAGAACUUUACAAGACAGAUCCUCAUUGGUUUGGCAUAUUUACAUAAAAGAAACAUUAUUCACAGAGAUAUCAAGGGUGCUAAUAUUUUAAUUGAUAUCAAAGGUGGUGUCAAGAUCACAGAUUUUGGUAUCUCUAAGAAACUAUCCCCAUUGAACAAACAACAAAACAAGAGAGCAUCAUUACAGGGUUCCGUGUACUGGAUGGCACCAGAAGUUGUCAAGCAAGUCGUCACUACAGAGAAGGCAGAUAUCUGGUCUGUUGGUUGCGUGAUCGUGGAAAUGUUUACAGGUAAGCACCCAUUCCCAGACUUCUCCCAAAUGCAAGCUAUCUUCAAGAUUGGUACCAACAUCAUCCCUGAGAUUCCAUCUUGGGUAUCAGAAGAGGCUAAGGCCUUCCUUUUCAAGUCUUUCGAACUGGACUAUCGUAAGAGACCUAGCAGUCUAGGGCUACUACAGGAGCCUUGGCUGAAUACGGUACUAUAA
Molecule: messenger RNA, 2193 nt
Organism: Kluyveromyces lactis
Lineage: Eukaryota; Fungi; Ascomycota; Saccharomycetes; Saccharomycetales; Saccharomycetaceae
Gene: STE11
Product: mitogen-activated protein kinase kinase kinase STE11
Exons: 1
Coding region: 1-2193 (730 amino acids)
Biological process (GO): protein phosphorylation
Molecular function (GO): protein binding; protein kinase activity; ATP binding
Source: RefSeq, a predicted model, not a curated record